AGGAGAACCUAAACCAUGGCGAGACUCAGCUCCUUCUUCAUCAUCAUCUUGUACGUUUUCUUCAUUAACGCCACAUGUUGCAGAGGGAAAUCCCAGCCGCAGCAAAAGAAGCACGUGCCGUUCUUCAUCUUCGGUGAUUCAUUUCUGGAUGCCGGGAACAACAACUACAUAAACACCUCGACUCUUGACCAAGCUAAUUUCUGGCCUUACGGUCUCACUUAUUUCAAGUUCCCUACCGGUAGGUUCUCCGAUGGCCGUUUGAUAUCCGACUUUAUUGCUGAACGUGCAAAGUUGCCUUUGAUUCCACCAUUUCUGCAACCGGGUUUUCGACAAUAUUACCAAGGGGUCAAUUUUGCUUCUUCUGGAGCUGGUGCUCUUGCUGACACGUUUCAAGGAUUUGUCAUCGACCUUAAAACACAACUAAGCAACUACAACAGGGUGGCGAGGUGGUUUAGACAUGAAUUAGGGGAGGAGGAAGCUGAGGCAACAAUAUCAAGAGGUGUACACUUGUUUAGCAUCGGAACAAAUGAUUACACGAGCCCUUUCUUGAUUAAUUCAACGAUCUUAAACAACUACAAUCACUCCACAUAUGUUGGGAUGGUAAUCGGCAACCUUACAACUGUCAUUCAAGAAAUAUAUAGAAGAGGAGGUCGGAAAUUUGCCUUCAUCAACUUACCGGAACUAGGUUGUGUGCCGGGGAUGAGGAUAAUCAAGACCGAUAACAAUGGAAGCUGCUUGGAGGAAGCAUCGAGACUUGCAACAUUACAUAACAUAGCUCUUUCGAAGCUCCUCUUUGAGUUAGAGAAGCGAUUCAAGGGUUUCAAGUAUUCACUUUUUGACUUGAACGCUAAUCUCAGGCAGAGAAUGAGACAUCCUUCUAAAUAUGGUUUCAAGGAAGGGGAGACGGCUUGUUGUGGAAGUGGGGAGUACCGAGGAGCAUUCAGCUGUGGGGGGAAAAGGAGAGUAAAGGAGUUCCAACUUUGUAAGAAUCCAAAAGAUUACGUGUUUUGGGAUUCUUACCAUCUCACCGAAAGGAUCUACAAACAAUUGGCAGAUCAAAUGUGGGGUGGAAAAACAGGCAUUUCUCAUGAUGUUGGACCUUACAAUAUGAAGAACCUAUUUCACAUUCAUUAAUGCUAAUUUUGGCUAUGACACAUACUAUAUGAUUCUAUAUAUAAAGCAUAGCGUUCA
This is a messenger RNA of Hibiscus syriacus, 1191 nucleotides long. RefSeq names its product GDSL esterase/lipase 5-like. NCBI's taxonomy places the organism in Eukaryota, Viridiplantae, Streptophyta, Magnoliopsida, Malvales, Malvaceae. Gene Ontology annotation, molecular function: hydrolase activity, acting on ester bonds. The transcript has 5 exons. Bases 16 to 1134 code for a protein of 372 amino acids. The record is from RefSeq and is a predicted model, not a curated record.